AUGACGUAAGUGUUUUUUUUGUCAAGGGGAUGUGCUUCUUAUUUAUUCGUCUCCAUGAGGAUUCGUUGUUUUUUCACGGGGUUUUAUAUUAUACUCGGGUCGCUUUCGGAGAUGGUUUAUAUAUUAGCUAACAACUUGAAAAAUUGAAUAUUUUUAUUUUUUAUAGUGUGGUAAUGGACUUGAUAAAGGUUUAAAGAGGAAACUGCUUUAAGAAAGUUAUGAUUUGUGAUUUUUGAUGUUGUACUUGAAGAUCUGAUGAGGAAGGUCAAAUUUAGAUGUUUUUGAUAGAGUUAUGUUGUAAAAAAUUGAUUAAAAGAGCACUCAGAGGUUGUUUAUUCUUUUUAAACCGGGAACUUUGAGAUGAAUUGAUGAUUUGACCCUUUUUUCAUUUUAAUAUCUAUUAUCUAAAUUAAUAUCUAUUAUGCACUCAAUAACCCCCUCGAUGUUUCAGAUCGGUAACCACCACGACGCGCAAGACCCCAGCGUCUCAGCGACCGGCCGCAGGCGACAAACGACGUCGGAUCCAGAAGGAGCCCGCCUCGAAACAUCCCCCACCCCCGCCGAAAGUCGAAAAAGACGAGGUAAAGGAGCCCGAACAGCUCAAAGACGAAGAUCCCUCGCAGCAAGUCGAUGAAUUCGGGGUCACCGACUGGUUUGCCGAAAAUUGGAAACCCAACUUCCGGUGAGAACGUUUAUUUUUUUCUAUUGUUUCGGUAUUUAGGUAUGAAGAGGGAGAUUUUUAUUUUUUCUGGAAGUUUUUUUUGCAUGAAGAGUGUAAUUCGUUCCCCGAACCGUUCGUUGGUUGGUGGAGAGGUUUGAUUGCAAAAACCAGGUUUUUUCAUAGCUUGAGGGGUUUGUGGACCAACCAGUAUCAUGGAUAACAUAUUUUUUGUCUUAUUUUAGAAAGUUUUGGUUGUUUAUCGAUUUUAAUUGAUGGGAAAUGUUUUAUUGGACCUUGAUUUGGAUGUUAGAGCGGAAAAUAUUUUUGGACCAAUGUUUGUCGUAUAUAACAUUACUGUUGUCACGUUUUUUGCUAUCAUUCUCAUCUUGCAUCCUUUCAGUACUUCAUUUCCACUGGCCAAUUCGCUAGACCGCACCCGCGUCCUUAAUGAAUACAUCCACCUAAUUCAACGAUACCGAGCUCGUGUGGAUAAAGUGGAAGCCAGCCCAAAACGAGUCCCAAAUCCCCAAACCCAAACCAUCCAGGAGUUGGAGAAGGAGCUCGAGAAAUGCGACGCCGAAUUGGAUUCGCUAAACAAAAAGCGAGAGAAUACGAACGAAACGAAAAAGGAACUUAUGGCCCGUUACAAGGCCUUGUACCGAGAAGAAGACGAGGAAAGAAAGCGGAAAGAAGCGCUGCUCACACAGUUUGAUGCGUUUAGCACCUUGUUUGCUGGAAACCCUCAGGCAUUAAGUCAAGCCCAGAAUUUGUUAUUGUCUUCCGGACUGACUUCAGGCCUUGAUUCAGCGUCGCCUGGCCUAAACACGUCUCAAAAACCGAAUGGAAACAAUUCAGCUAAUGGACUUGGCCAAAAUCAGCAAAAUUUGUCAACAAAUCAGCAAAAUAUUGGACAAACUUUGGCAAGUCAAAUGAAUUCGUCGAACCCAUCGACUGCAGCGACCCUGGCUAGCCUGGCGCAGAGUCUGAACACACAAACCACAUCCGGACUUGGUCAGAAUUCAAUGGCUGACACUUUAUUGGGUCUCAACUCGAAUUCAGCCAACCAAAAUCAGACGCUGAGUUCGGGUAGUAUAACACAAGGAAUCAGCAAUGUCUCAGAUCUCCAGAACCUGGCCAAUCAAGCCAGCAUAGCACAGACUUUGGCCAAUCAAGCCAGUUUAGUCCAGAGCUUGGCCAACACGCAGAAGUUGGGACAAGGUUUGUCGAAUCCAAGUCUGGCCCAAGGACUGGGCGCUAAUUUCGCUCUGGGACAGAGCCUCAACCCACCAACGAAUUUUGCAUCCCCAUCGACCCCAAGGAGAAAUGCAACGCCCAGCGGGGACAAUCCAUCGGCCAGCAGGAAAUCGUAUUCACCGGAAAGUCAGAGAAAGCAAAAAAUGAAUUUGAACCCGAAUUUGGAAAAGUUGUACAACUUGUUUGGAUAUGAUAACAAGGAAUUGAGCUCAGCUGAGAGUCUUAAUGCUAACUAUGUAAGUUGUUUUAAAUUUUUGAUUUGGUUUUUAGGCAGAAAAAUGAGGAGAACAUUAUUUUAGAUGGUCUAAAAUAAGAUGAGUUGUUUUGAUGAGAAGUCUUGGUGGUAUUAGGCCUAAUAGACUUAAUUUGAAGCACUAGGUCUAUUGUAGUCAUCUACACUGAAGUUCCACAGGGAGCUGUGAGGGUUUUUGAGAAUACGGACAUUAUUUUAGAUCAAGUCAUAUGUCCAAUUUUUUAGCAAAACCUUGUCCAACAACAACAGCGACAACAAGCCCAACAAAACCAGAGAAAUUUGGCCAGUAGCCCAUACAUGCGUGAAUUUGCAUCCCCGAUCCAACAACAAUUGCGACAGCAGCAGCUUCAACAAAAGCAAGCCCAACAAGCGCAGGCCCAAGCGUUCUCCGCUCAAAACCAGACAAACCCAACACUUCAAGCGCUGUCACAGCUCCAGAAUCCAGCAGCUCUGCAGUACUCGGGCGUCAGAGGAUUCAAUGCGCACGCUUUGGCGGCUCUAUCAAAUCCUCUUCAGAAUUUGAACAACUCCGCUUUGCUCCAAGAAUUCGCGAAUAUGGCCCAAGCAAACCGCUUCCAAAUGGCUCAACAGCAGCUACAGGGAGCUAGUAGCGCUGCGGAUAUUUUGAAUGUGAGUUUUUACAGUGAGAUAUUUAUUUACAAGCGGUUUUUGAUAUUAUACGGAGCAAAAAAAGGUGUUUGAAUUCUUUUUGAAUUUUAUGCAUGCUUUCUGUAAAGUACAUGUUUUUAGAUGGCCAAGAAUAGAAACUCCCCACUGCCAUCACAAUCCACCCAAUCCAAGCCUCAGCUGCAGCAACAAGCCCAACGAAAAGUCAGCACAACCCAAUUUGCGACUCAAAAUCCUGCGGCCAAUGUGGCGCGACUUCAACAACUCCAAGGAAUGCAAAAUUCACCCCAACAACGAAGCUCAACCCCUCAGUUUGCAGUUCCGAACCUCCCUGGCCAACCAAAAAUGCCACCAAGGCCACAUUCGACAUCAAGGGGAAAUGGUAAGAAGAGAUUUUUUUGA
This is a messenger RNA of Bursaphelenchus xylophilus (pine wood nematode), 3197 nucleotides long. The record is from the annotation of a GenBank genome assembly. Lineage: Eukaryota; Metazoa; Nematoda; Chromadorea; Rhabditida; Aphelenchoididae.